AUGCUGAACGGGAGUGAACGGAGGCGCAAGAAGCAGCAUUUGAGCAUGUUAAAGUGUUCUCGUUUUGGUUUCGAGGUCGAGGAUGAAACGUGCGGAGGCGACAGCGCCGGAAACGACCGCGCCGGCAGCAGCAGCAGCGGUAGGACGAGCACAGGAGGAUUAACGCGUGUAUCGGGUGACGUGGAGGGAGCUGAAGAAGCCGUGGCCGCCGGUAGUGAUGCCUCUGCGGACGACACAGAAGCGUAUGAUAGGGCGAGCGACGACGAAACGGUGCACGUGGAGGUGCCGCUGGUUUGGCAUUCGGAUUGGGCGGCGUGGCGGGCGUACUUCACGUAG
Molecule: messenger RNA, 336 nt
Organism: Phytophthora infestans T30-4
Lineage: Eukaryota; Oomycota; Peronosporomycetes; Peronosporales; Peronosporaceae
Exons: 2
Coding region: 1-336 (111 amino acids)
Source: RefSeq, a predicted model, not a curated record